AUGGCCGGCCCCGUGGCCCACAUAUCUGCGUUAGCCACGGAUCAGGAACUCCGAGAGCCCCUACAAGUCCACCCGAAACAAGCUACUGGCGAGAGACUGUCAUCCUGGCUCCCCAUGGAGCUCCGGAUGCCCAGAGUUGCGCCUGGCCAUAGCGGCACCACGCACCUGGGAACCAGUCCAGCCGCAGCUUACAUCGCUACCAAGCGCUCAAGCAAGUACCACGAGGAUCGUCCGUUUGUGCUUGACUAUUACCACGAGGAUCAUCCGUUUGAGCUGCAAUGCGAGGGCAGCCACCAUGUUGGCUACAUUCCCGGUGAAUCCACCUCCGACCUGUUCGGCGGCAACAGCAACUGGCGCGGACCGAUCUGGAUCUGUAUGAACUACCUGGUGAUCGAGAGCCUCAAUCGCUACGACUACUUCUACGGCGGCGAGCUCACGGUCGAGUGUCCGACAGGAUCCGGACGCGAGAUGCGACUAUCCGAUGUCGCGCACGAGCUGAAUCGCCGCAUGAGCGCUCUCUUCAUGCCGGACACGGCCGGUCGUCGGCCAUGCCACGGUGGCGCUGAGAAGUAUACGGACGAUCCCUUCUGGAAGGACUUGGUGCUGUUCUACGAGUAUUUUCAUGGCGACACUGGGAAAGGUCUGGGAGCGAGCCACCAGACGGGAUGGACAGCGCUCAUAGCAAACACCAUGAUGGAGUGUAAACCAGUGAAGCCUGCAGCCCCCAGCGCCCCGUCCGACGCAAGGUCCACAACGAGGGGCGCCGGCACCUCGCCCGACGCAAGGUCCACAACUAGAGGGCGCCAACGUCGGCAAGAAAGAGCAAAAGGCGCGAAGUCGCGCGGGAGACGUCAGUGAACGGAAAUACGAAUUGCAAACCCUGUGACGCGUGUAGAGAGUGAACAGGAUGAAUCUCAGAUCAAGCGAUCAGAUUUCGUAGAUAAUUUAGUAGUAAAGAUUUAAUAGAAGCAAUGAAUUUACAAUUUAAAUUGCGAAUGUAGUGAUGAAUUUAGAAUCACGUAAUAAUAGUAGACGAUAGUUCACAUGCUAAUAAAGUUUAUCUCAGUUGGAUCCAAAUCGGAGAGAUGGACGAAAAUGUCGUCUGUGUAAGUUAUUUUUAACUUGAUCUGGAUCUAACUGAGAACAACUUUAUUAGCACGUGAUACGAUACAGUCGGUAAGAUGGCACCCGCAGAUAGGUGCGAAUAGAAUGACUACUAGACACUUAGGAUAUGACUACUAGGCAUUAGGAUAUGACUA
Priapulus caudatus is the source of this 1259-nucleotide messenger RNA. RefSeq lists its product as uncharacterized. Bases 1 to 858 code for a protein of 285 amino acids. Gene Ontology annotation, biological process: oligosaccharide metabolic process; protein N-linked glycosylation. Gene Ontology annotation, cellular component: endoplasmic reticulum membrane. Lineage: Eukaryota; Metazoa; Priapulida; Priapulimorpha; Priapulimorphida; Priapulidae. The transcript has 6 exons. The record is from RefSeq and is a predicted model, not a curated record. Gene Ontology annotation, molecular function: Glc3Man9GlcNAc2 oligosaccharide glucosidase activity.